GAGUUAUCAGCUAUACGCAACACAUGUUAUUUUGUUCUUGGCAGUCCAAAGAAUUACAUAUUUGUUUACCACAGUGUGAUUUGUUAUUUUUAUUCAUGCUCCGUAGCGUGUGAUGAAAAGAGCUACCGAAAUGGACCAAUUGACGUAUGAGACAGCUGUAAAAAAGGCACAACUGGUUGAGAGGAAUCCCCAGUUGCAGAUCAACCCCAUGCGUGUAUCCAUGCACCAGGAGGAGGAUAUAAUCGAAUUGGCCCAACAAAUCCAGAACGCUGACAAACAAUUGAAAAACACAACUUGCCACAAGCUGGGGGUCAUAAUGGAGCAGAUAAAAAUGCUUCAAGCCCAAGCCAUGGAAAUACUAAAGGAGUCCAAUCUCAACAGAGAUCUGCACAGUGCGGCCUGCAAUUUUACCAAAAAACCAGGACAAAUCUAUCAUCUUUAUCAAAGGGCAUCGGGUCAAAACUAUUUCAGCAUGUUAUCACCGGAAGAAUGGAAUCUUUCAGUUGACCAGACAUUUAAAGGCAGUUACAGAUUGGAAUAUGAUUUGAGCUGGACUCCAGUUGAUAAGAUUAAAGAGCAGGAUGAGAAGCUGAAGUGGGCGGAGCAGUGCAUGCAAAAGGCUUUAGACGGUGGGCGUGGUUCGGCCAUGGCAAUUGAUUUUAAUAUAAACAGUGAUUAAAAGAAUAUAUUAAAAAAUAUUUUUAUUAA
Messenger RNA from Drosophila santomea, 708 nucleotides. RefSeq lists its product as uncharacterized. The record is from RefSeq and is a predicted model, not a curated record. The transcript has 4 exons. Bases 113 to 679 code for a protein of 188 amino acids. Lineage: Eukaryota; Metazoa; Arthropoda; Insecta; Diptera; Drosophilidae.